Messenger RNA from Penicillium verrucosum, 192 nucleotides. RefSeq lists its product as uncharacterized. NCBI's taxonomy places the organism in Eukaryota, Fungi, Ascomycota, Eurotiomycetes, Eurotiales, Aspergillaceae. The transcript is spliced from 2 exons. The record is from RefSeq and is a predicted model, not a curated record. The coding region runs from base 1 to 192 and encodes 63 amino acids.
AUGAUCUCCAACAUCGAUCAUCCCGGGAAUUUCCCCUUUCACACUCUCCUGGCGCCUACAGUACAUCAACGGAGAAAUUCACAUUCUUUAAGGUACUUUGUCUACUCUAGACACUACACUUAUGCCCACUUGACUGUGAAUAUUGAUCCUUCAACUCCACUUCGUUGCAGGGAUUCAGAUGCGUCACAGUGA